AUGUCGUUCAAGAAAGUGAUCUCCAUCCUGGUGAUCUGCGUGGUGGCCGUGCAGGGCGCGAGCGUGCCCUCGCCAGCUCACUCGGAAGGUGUGGUGGGCGAGUUGAGCUGGUCGUGCGUCAACAACGUAAGCUGCGUGACGGGCCUGGCACAGGACGUCAUCCAGAAGCUGAAGGAUCGCCGCUCGAUCGACUUCGGCGUGUUCAGCGUCCAGCCGGUCGACCACAUCCCGCUCCAGGUCGAGGGCCGCUCGUCCCGCGCGCUCGACUUCCUCAGCGGGAACGCCCUCCAGGUCCCGCUUGGUCCGAUGGUCGUCAACGUGGAGCGCUCGGCUGACUAUCCGAACUUUAUCGAGGUGUCGCUGCUCCGAAAGGCCGAUGGUGCCCGUGGAAGGACCCGCAAGCAUAUGCGCUUCUUCGUGCCCGCAUUCUUGGUCUUCAGCCAGAUCGGUUGGUAUGCGCUUGCCAUCGCCGGUGUGAAGCUGCUCGCGAUUAAGGCCUUUUUGGUCGCUAAAAUUGCCCUAAUUGUCGUAGCAAUGAUGACGUUCAAGAAACUCAUGGAACCAGUCGCCGUUAUGCCGCCGCCGUACUUUGACCAUCCGGAACCGUUCAUGAUGCCGUACGGUAUGGACUUCCACCACGGCUUCCCGGGAGCCAGCAACGACGUGUACUCGAUGGGACUGGGCGGCCACCUGGGACACCACGACGGGCCGUCGGCCCUGCACGGCGCCGACGGGGGCCUGGGAGCGGCCAGCAACGUGAACGCCGCCGUCGUCGACGCCAACGCCGCCGCGGACAAGUCCGGCAGCUCGCCGGCCCAGCCCGUGUCGGUCGCCAGCGGCAACGAGCGUCAUCAUUUCAGCGCCGGCAGCAAGAUCAAGCGGCAGGACUUUUACCCGACCCAGGGCGCAGCCAAGUACCUCUAA
Molecule: messenger RNA, 924 nt
Organism: Anopheles cruzii
Lineage: Eukaryota; Metazoa; Arthropoda; Insecta; Diptera; Culicidae
Exons: 3
Coding region: 1-924 (307 amino acids)
Source: RefSeq, a predicted model, not a curated record